Messenger RNA from Maniola jurtina (meadow brown), 734 nucleotides. RefSeq lists its product as uncharacterized. Bases 5 to 640 code for a protein of 211 amino acids. Gene Ontology annotation, cellular component: membrane. NCBI's taxonomy places the organism in Eukaryota, Metazoa, Arthropoda, Insecta, Lepidoptera, Nymphalidae. The record is from RefSeq and is a predicted model, not a curated record. The transcript has 6 exons.
CAAAAUGGUUGUUAAAUAUUUGAUAUUAAUAUAUUUUUUUGGAUCGGUUUAUGCCGUAAAUAAAACUAAAGUGAUUAAUUCCGGUGGUCCCUUGGGUUGUGAUUUCAAAUCGAAUAACUUUUGCGAGUGGAGCAAUGAUGAAACAGCGUCGGACGAUUGGUCUAUAACUCCAGAUUAUGAAGUUGAAGGAAAUAACUACUACAUGCGUUGGGAUCCAUCGUUGCUGCAAGAGGGUACGGCUCGUUUGAUUUCCCCAGUUUACAUCCGUGAUUUGGAUGGAUAUGGUUGUUUCACUUUCUACUACAAAAUCGAGACACAAAGCAGAUCCAACGGACUCAGGGUCUACCAAAAGCCGGAUAAUAUAACUCUGGAAGAUUUUCUUGCGUACAGCGACGACGCGAAGCAGGAUUACAUUCUUUUUGAAGAUUGUCUUGAGUGGAAGGAAUGGCGUUACAAAGUGUUGCCACUGAAGCGGUUUGACAAAAACUUUCAGAUCAUCAUAGAAGGCCUCGUGUAUAACAAAGACGAAGUGCGGGAGGUCGGUGUGGAUGACAUCGCCAUCCUUCUGGGCAGUAAAUGCGAAAAAAGAGCUAUAGAUUGCCAGUGCGCCGCCGAGUUCAAGUGCGUUGUACGCAAAUAGUGAAACAGAAAAGAAAAAGGAGCAAGAAGAUACAUUACAAUGAAACACUUCAAAUUGUAUUGAAAUGUAAUGUUAUAUUAUAUUAAUUGCCAUG